This is a messenger RNA of Truncatella angustata, 375 nucleotides long. RefSeq lists its product as uncharacterized. Lineage: Eukaryota; Fungi; Ascomycota; Sordariomycetes; Amphisphaeriales; Sporocadaceae. The transcript has a single exon. The record is from RefSeq and is a predicted model, not a curated record. Bases 1 to 375 code for a protein of 124 amino acids.
AUGACGUUCGUGGCACAUAGCCCACAAGGAGGCGGCUUCUUACAUGGCAAACUGACAUCGGGGCAAGUCGAAGGCACGCGCUUCGCCGAGGGAACAAUCAUGUCUAUGGAUGCCAGGCGGUACGAUACUGAAAAACUCCAUGAGGUCAUCCACAUGCUUGAUACGACGCUCGAGCCUCACGGCAUUCCCAAGACGGGCGCUGCGUUACGUUGGCUCGCCUUUUAUUCCGAGCUCGGCCCCGAGGAUGCCGUCAUCUUCGGCGCAAGCAAGAUCGGCCUGGUCCAGCAGAGCGUAGCAGCAAUUACCCAAGGUCCGCUUCCUAGGAAUGUUGUUGGAGUGCUGGAUGGGGUAUGGGACACUCUGAAAGCUAAGUAG